Molecule: messenger RNA, 1881 nt
Organism: Acyrthosiphon pisum (pea aphid)
Lineage: Eukaryota; Metazoa; Arthropoda; Insecta; Hemiptera; Aphididae
Exons: 3
Coding region: 1-1881 (626 amino acids)
Source: RefSeq, a predicted model, not a curated record
AUGGCUACUGAGACAAACAGUAAGAGUCAGGAGGUUCAAGUGGCAAGGUUACUCAAUUUAUUGGGACCAGAUGGCUUAAAGUUGUACAACACAUUUAAGAUUGAUGUUGUGACUGUAGAAAAUAUUUUCAAGUCGUUGGAAGAAUACUGUGUCCCAAGGAAAAAUGAAGUGAUGGAGCACUACAAAUUCUUUACUCGUAAACAGGCCGAAGGUGAACCAUUUGACAAAUUCUACGCAGAUUUGCGCGAAUUAAUUAAGUCAUGUUCGUUUGGUGAGUCAGAAGAAGCACUAUUGCGUACACAAGUAGUUCUGGGAAUAAGUGAUAAAGAUUUGCAGUCUAAACUAUUACGAGAAGACUUACCGUUGUUAAAAGUCAUUAAAUAUUGCCAAGUAGUAGAACAAGCUGAAGAAAAUUGUCGACUAGUACAAAAAGAAAAUUUAACUGUGGAUCAAGUGGAGAAAAGCAAAAACUGGCGUUUCAAAUCUAAGGAGGCAAGUAAAUCAAAUCAUCAACAAAAUGCAACUAAGAAAUAUGAAAAGGGAAAAUACAGCGAAUCAAAUCAAGGCAAGUCUAACAGUGCUGAUUACAAAGAUCAAGGUGUGGGUAAGAAUAACCAAAAAAUAUUUAAUUGUUUUAAAUGUGGUAAUCAACAUGCUAUAAACAAAUGUCCUGCAUUUGGGAAAAAUUGUAAAGCAUGUGGUAAACUAAAUCAUUUUGCUGUAAAGUGUAAAUCUAAAGAAAAAUAUAAUAAUUAUCAAGUGAAUGAAGUACAUCAAAAUGAUGAAAAGGAAGUAACAUAUUUAUCAUUAAACACAGUUGAGACUGAGAAAUGUAAAAAUUGGACUGAUAUAGUGGAUAUAAAUAAUAUUAAGAUGGUGAUUAAAAUAGAUACUGGAGCACAAUUAAAUGUAAUGCCAUUAAAUGAGUUUAAAAAAUUAAAUACUAAAUUGGAAAAGAGUAAAGUGAUAAUUAAGGCGUUCGGAGGUUUCCAAAUUAAGUCAUUAGGUAAGAUUAAAGUCUGUAUUAGUAACAUUAAAAAUAAAAUAUUAACAUACUUUGAGGUGGUAGAGUAUGAUGAGUUAACAAUUCUUGGGUUAAAUGAUAGUAUGAGACUAAGUUAUAACAUGAAUGAAAUAAAUGAAAUUGUCAAAGGAGAUAACGAGAAAGAUAUUUUUGUGCAAGAAAAUAUUGAUAUUUUUACAGGUCUUGGUAAAUUUCCAGAAAAAAUAAAUAUUAAACUAAAGAAUAAUGCAGUUCCUAUAUCUGUUCUGCCUAGAAGAGUUCCUUAUAAAAUCAUAAAUAAUUUAAAAGAAGCUUUAGAUAAUAUGGCUAAACAACAAGUAAUAAUAAAAUGUAAUAAACCGAGUGAGUGGCAAAGCCCGAUAAUAGUUGUUGAAAAACCUGAUAAAAGUCUAAGAAUUUGUUUAGACCCUAGAGAGAUCAAUAAAAGCAUUGUAAGAGAAAUGUAUCAAAUACCCACAUUAGAACAAAUCAAAUUAAAAUUAUCAAAUAAAAAUAUUUUCACAGUAUUAGAUCUUAAAGACGGAUUUUAUCAUUCUCCAGAAAAAUUUCAAGAAAUUACUACUAAAUACUUUGGUAAUAUAGAAAAUGUAAAUGUUUACUUUGACGACAUACUGAUAGCUGGAGAAACACUAGAGGAGCAUGACAGAGCAUUAAAUGAAGUAAUUAAAAGAGCUAAACAAUUUAACAUUAAGUUUAAUCCUAAAAAAAUACAGUACAAGGUUUCUAAAGUUAAAUUUUUGGGAUUUAUAUUUAGUGCUGAAGGUGUUCAACCAGAUAGUGAAAGAAUAAGAGUUAUUAGAGAAUUGAAUGAACCGUCAAAUAAAAAAGAAUUACAAUCUUUUUUAGACUCUUAUUAA